UCCUUUUCUCCCCUUUCGAAAUAACUCACUGUCAUCGUCAUUGGAAAAACGCCUUUGCCCGGACGGGACUAAUUAUUUGAAAUUGGAGGAGGAGUGAUUUGCCAAAUAAAUCCAAAAAACAGAGCAAACGACCGCAACUAUAACGACAGGGCCCAUUGGAUACUGAGCACCCUUGGAACUGUCUGUCAAGUAGACAUGUUUCAAACUGUCCCUGACACGUCGUCUUACGUCAAGGAGGCGCUAUCAGUGGUGAGUGAAGACCAGUCCUUAUUUGAGCCUCCAUACGCUACUGCUGCCCCUCUCCCCAAAACAGACAUGACUGCAUCUGGCACACAGGACUACGGCCAGACCCACAAAAUCAACCCCUUACCCCCACAGCAAGAGUGGAUCAACCAGCCUGUGCGGGUCAAUGUCAAGAGAGAAUACGAGCACAUGAACGGAUCCAGCAGGGAGUCUCCCGUAGACUGCAGUGUGGGUAAAUGUAAUAAACUGGUGGGGGGUACUGACACAUCUCAGAUGACCUAUGGAAACUACAUGGAUGAGAAGAGCGCUCCUCCACCCAACAUGACUACCAAUGAGCGGAGAGUCAUUGUACCUGCAGACCCAUCACUGUGGUCCCAGGACCAUGUGCGCCAAUGGCUAGAAUGGGCCAUCAAGGAGUACGGCCUGUUAGAGAUUGACACGGCAAUGUUUCAAAACACAGAUGGCAAGGAUCUCUGCAAGAUGAGCAAAGACGACUUCCUCCGGCUCACCACCAUGUACAACGCAGAAGUUCUUCUCUCUCAUCUCAAUUACCUCAGGGAAAGUAGCUCAUCAUUAUCCUACAAUACACCAUCUCACACGGACCCACCUCCCCGGCUGGCUGCCAAAGAGGACCCUUCAUAUGACGCUGUACGGCGGACAGGUUGGUCCAACAACAUGCACAGUGGGAAAGGCUCACCAGUAGUUUCUCAGAAUGUGACCAAGUCCACUGAGCAGCCCCGAGCUCAGCCAGAUCCGUACCAGAUUCUGGGCCCCACCAGCAGUCGCCUAGCCAACCCAGGGUCAGGUCAGAUCCAGCUGUGGCAGUUCCUUCUGGAGCUCCUGUCUGACAGUGCCAACGCGGGCUGCAUCACUUGGGAAGGAACCAACGGCGAGUUUAAGAUGACAGAUCCAGAUGAGGUGGCGCGGCGCUGGGGCGAGCGCAAGAGCAAGCCCAACAUGAACUACGACAAGCUGAGCCGUGCGCUGCGCUACUACUAUGACAAAAACAUCAUGACCAAGGUGCACGGCAAACGCUAUGCCUACAAGUUCGACUUCCACGGCAUUGCUCAAGCGCUGCAGCCGCACCCCACCGAGUCCUCUAUGUAUAAGUACCCCUCGGACCUAGCCUAUGUGCCUUCCUACCACGCACAUCAGCAGAAGGUCAACUUUGUGUCCCCGCACCCUCCAUCCAUGCCAGUCACCUCCUCCAAUUUCUUUGGACCCACUGCUCAGUACUGGAGCUCACCUACUGCAGGCAUUUACCCCAACCCAAAUGUUCCUCGCCAUCCUAACACUCAUGUGCCAUCCCACCUGGGCAGUUAUUAUUAAAACUAACCUCCCUGACCAUGCACCAGGCUCGAUAACCUACUCCAUUCCCCGCACACAAGAUCCACAAUUGCUGACCUGCACUCCUUAUAAUCUCAAACUAAUGAAGACCGAAUUAACAGAGGCAUUUUGGACUUUGAAGAAAUUUUGCUCCUGAAUGAAGGAUGAUUAAAUUGAAGUUUCUUAUUUUGUGUGUGUAAGAUUCUAUAAACAACUGGAUACUAUGGUCCAAAAUGGAAUACUACUUACCUUUACAAGACUAGCAACUGCUUGUUGUUGUUUCACGGUUGCACAUUGAAUUUCCUGUGCCUUGCUUUUCCCAGCCUCCUUAAAAGCAUCACCUACAAGCUAGUAGGCAUCUCCACUAAAACUUUCCCAAGUAAAUCCUUAAGACAGGAGAGGAAUAUGAGUCUGUCUGCCUCCUACCAGACAUGGGCCUAUUACUUAUGGGUCUCAAUCUACAUCUUUCUCAGUUCAUGAUGUGCAUUGUUUGUUGAAGCAUCUGCCUUUGCCGCUCAUCCACUGCCUUGUUGGGGUUUCUUCCACUGUCUCCUUCUGCUUGUCUGUUCAUCUGCAACUUUUUUAUGUUUGUGUGUGUGUUUAUGGGAGUAUGCCUGUAGCUCUCGUGAGAUAGACUUUUCUCAGCACUGAUUGAAAUGUGGCGACUGGAAUAUGCCAUUCAAUAUGCCAUUUAAUUUAUCCUCCAAACUGGAAGGCUAGAGAAGAGUUAGAUGCCGUAGAAGGAAGCGCUGUAUGUUUUGCUGACCUGGGUCAACUCAGUUGCUUGAAAAAAAAAAACAUUUCUGUUUAUUUUGUGCGGUGAUGACGGAGAUGAUGGGCCACGUGCGCAGUAGAGUUGAGUCUAUUGUGCUGCGGAAGUUGAGUCCAGAUUGCAGUAAUUUUUUUUUUUUUUUUUUUUGGAACAACCAUUCAGCCCAGGUCAGAUGUUCGACGUUUGCUGUUGCCUCUCAGCCACGCCAUUUCCAGAUGUUUGGUUGCUCGACCAUGUCAGUAUUAAUGUGAAUGUCUUCUGGUUUGUGAAACACAUGUAAAAGGUUCAGCAAAAUCAAAAUUUGUCAGAUGUGGUUAUUUUGUGAAAACAAAGCCUGUAUAAAUUCCUUCACACUUAAAAAUCUUGAACCUAAAACAUGAAAGUGCCUUUUUGCAUAUGUGAUUAUGUAGAUGUGUUGAUAUUAUCUCUGUCUCGUGGAUGUUGUUUCUAUAUCCAAAGAGUCUUAAGCUUUCAUCUAAUUUUAAUAUGUGCUGAAAAUCAGAGCUCUGACUCGUUCAGAGUUUGUGCCAUGCUGUUACUGCUGAUUUAUACCAUGUCUCAUCUGUCUAUUCAAGAUGAGACAGCACUAAAUCUUAAAUGCAAUAAAUGAUCUCGUCAAAAAUCUGACAAUUUUUGAUUUUUAGGGGGGCUUUGAUGAUAGCUGCCAUGGUGUUAUUUCUCUUUUUGGAGGCCAGUCAGGACCAUGUAGGUCAGUACAGAGAAGUAGCAAAGCAGUAAGUCGAGUUAAUAGACAGUCAAGUUGCAUUUUCUCCAGGGCUGGAACCUAGUAUGAGAGCAGCAUGGUUAUUUGAACAUUAGUUUUUCACUGAUCUCAAAGCCCAGCAAAAUGCACAUGAAGUCAGGAUUUCAUUAUCACCAUGUAACAGUAUGUCAAAACAUAUCCACCGCCGGGUGUUCAACGCUGUUAAUAUCAAAAGUUUUCCUUUAGAGAAACUGAAAAUGGACACUUGAAAAGAAAUGACUUGGAACUAAGUAGUUUAUCAAAGAGCAAAACCAAUGAAGUAUGAUGAGAUGAAACAGAGACAUUCUCAGAUUCGCAAACGCUGUGCGUUUGUCAGACCUAUUUUUUAUUAUUUUUAACAUCAGUCAACUAGGCAUUAAAGCAACUUACUGUAUAAAUUAUGCAGAGUUAUUUUCAUAUGUGACACAGUAUAGAAGUCAAGAGAAUUAAUACGAGUUGACCUCGGUCAAAAAUGCAAACCUUUGAAGUCCAUUUCUGCUAAGUGGUUUGUUAAGCUUUUUUUUUUUAUCUGUACAUUUGGACAACGCAGUUUGACUUUAUUUUUUCUCCUUGUUGUUAUUAUUUCUUUAAUUCGGUUGUAACAUCCCAAGUGCCUGUACGUGUAAAAUAGAUUUUCUUGUAUUCCCCAAACCACAAAUGCCUGCUUGAGUCGUAAUCCAUUAGAUGGGGAUUCCUUUACUCUAUAUGCAACAUGUGAUGACAAUGAAUGGUUUCAAUAGUCACACACUCUUCAUGUCAGUCCUGUGCUUUAAAGGAUUUCAGGUAUUUUAUGCUAAAUGAUACAGUAUUAAAUCUACAUCCAGCUCCUGUUGAAGAUGUAUAGCUUUAAAAGAACAAAUUAAAAGGGAACAUGUAAUUUGUAGCAUAAAGAAAUUAUUCUAAUGUACCCUCAAUGUUCAUGUUUCAUAAUCAUUAUCAAUGAAAAGGGAUCUGUGCUACUUCAUAUAUGCAAUGUAUUUUGGAUAUCGAAUAUAUAAAUAUAUAUAAAUUUAUAUAUAUAUAUUUGUGUGUAUAACUUUACAAUUAAACAGUGUAUUAUUUUUAUUGUCAUUCCUGCAAUGUAUGAAGUAAAACCUUUUGAAAAAGGACUUUUUGUAUAGGAAAAUGUGACAAAAUAAAUGUUUUUACCUCUCCAGUA
Messenger RNA from Melanotaenia boesemani (Boeseman's rainbowfish), 4242 nucleotides. RefSeq names its product Fli-1 proto-oncogene, ETS transcription factor (gene fli1). The record is from RefSeq and is a predicted model, not a curated record. Gene Ontology annotation, biological process: regulation of transcription by RNA polymerase II; cell differentiation. The coding region runs from base 196 to 1572 and encodes 458 amino acids. Gene Ontology annotation, cellular component: nucleus. NCBI's taxonomy places the organism in Eukaryota, Metazoa, Chordata, Actinopteri, Atheriniformes, Melanotaeniidae. Gene Ontology annotation, molecular function: sequence-specific DNA binding; DNA-binding transcription factor activity, RNA polymerase II-specific. The transcript has 10 exons.